AUGAGCGACAAACGAAAUGUCGCAAAACAGACACCACCAAUUCCAAUCCAAAACUCUGAGACCUCUCCAGAUCAGAAAGACGCUAAAAGUCUUGACGAUUUAUGGAAAGAAGCUGUGACGAGAAUACAGAAAGAAAAUGGUGUCAGCCUCCCAGCCAUUUCAGAAAGCGACUCUGAUGCGCUCCAACAACCGGACCAGCGUCUCCAGAAGGCGUCUGAAUUAUUCGAAAAGUCACGGCAUCCCGAUGAACGUAAAACCAAGGUGAUUAAGGCUGUAUCUGGAUGUUUGGACUGGACUUAUUCAGGUGUAACGUUCUUCAAAGAUCAUGUAUCUGGAACUUAUGCAGCGCCCGCCCAAAUUGUAGCGGGUUCGGUCUUGUAUAUGAUCCAGGCCGCGAAAAACGUGACUGAAGACUUUGACCUGAUUGAAUCAACGUUCGUCGAGCUUCACGAUGCGCUCCUUGAUAUUGGGGAUCUCAAAAAGCGAGAGUUUCGUGAAUCAAAUUUCCUCAACAAACUGAUGGAUAUAUUCAUUUCUAUGCUUGACUUCUGUCUAUUCAGUGGGAAGAUGUUCGUUGAGUAUCGGAGAAAACGGCUUUAUCUUAAUGCUCUUUUACAUGGUAGAAACAAGAAAAUCAUGGCUCGCUGCGAAAAGGUAAAAAUGACGAUAAUGGUGUUUCGCGCUACCAUACCAUUCCAAAUCCUUGACGUUGUGAAAGCUAUGGAUAGCAAAAUUGAGGAUCUUCCAGCCAACUUGCUCGACUUAUUACAGCAUGAAAGGAUCAAGCCAUCUGAUUUGCAAGCCCUUUGGGGCAGGACUACUUCCCUGGAGAAGAUUACGAAGACGCUGAAGGAUAACAAGGAUCUGGAUCCUGAUGUCAUAGUUGCAAUUCAGAUCCAUAUGGAAUUCUUGAAAGCGCACCUUGUCACUGGCACAUUUUCUUGGAUUGAAAAUGAGCCGGUGUACAAAUCUUGGGUGAGCGGACACAAGACCCCGGUUAUCUAUGUUUCCGGUGCCACCGGGACUGGAAAGACGUUCUUUUCCUAUCGCUGUUUUAUGUCGAUUCAAGAACAAGCCAAGAAGAAUCGAUUGGAGGGAGGCAAGAAUAAUCCCCGACAAACGACACUAGUUACAUACUUUCCUUUUGAGCCUGGAAGGCGCGACUCACAAUCAUUCCGAAAUGUGUUGGCCUAUAUUUUGGUGCAAAUCGCGGAUAACGAUGGCAAGCUAGGCGACUCAAUUGCAAAAGACCUUGCCGCAUCCAAGAUUGCAAAGGAGGAAGACAGCAAAAAGAAGCUUGACUUCAUGUGGGAAAAGCUUUUGGUCAAGAAGUUCGAGAAGACUCCAGAUACAUCCCGUAUUCUCUACAUUAUUCUUGAUGGUGUGGAAUUGAUGGAUGGACCUGAUCGUCAAGCAAUGUUGAGCCUUUUCCAGACAUUAAAUUCAGACAAAGAUGGUAUCCGCAUUCUUAUGACAGGACCUCCAGAUGAAGAUAUCUAUGGCCCAAUCGCCCAGUAUACGGAUUGUCCGAAGAUCGAUUUGUUCGAGAAAACGCGGUCAAGCAGUGAUUUUGCAAAGCUCAUUGACUCGCAUUUUAACCAGUCGGAGAUGUUGAAAAGCUUCAAAGAUUCUACAAAGGAGAUCAUAAAAAGCAAGCUUCUAGACAGCCCCGAAAGAGUUAUGUCGUCAGUAGAUCUUACACUGACAAUGCUCGAACAAUGCGACGGAGAUGCAUCAGCAUUGAUAAAAAUUGAUCAUGUGAAAGGUCAACACGGUCUGUAUACUGCAAUGAUUGAUACAGUUUGCUCAAAAAGAAGCCCACGAGACCGCGAGAUUGUCGAGAAGAUAUUUGCUCUAUGCACAUUUGCUAAGGAGCCCUUCAAAGUGUUCGAGCUUGAGCAACUUCUUGAACAAGAAACAACUAUCAGUAGUUUCGAUGUUGCUGCCGAGAUUGAGGGGAGACUAUCAAGUCUGCUUUAUACGGACAACUAUCGCACGACAAGUUCACCAGAGAUAGACACUUCACCUAAACCCGAGACAGAGAAUGAUGCAAUUGAAGCUCAAAAAAGGCGCGACAAGAACAAACAGAAGCAAGUCAGGUUCCGCCAACCGGCUUUCAGGGAUUAUUUGGAGCAAUCAAGCAACAACAUGAUUCGAGAUCCAGUCAAGGCAAAGGUCGACAUCUUUUUGAAACUUGUAGGAAUCCUUUGCGAUCAGUUACCGCAAGGGGCACCGAAUCGCGAUAGUCUUCAAGAGUACGCAGCGGACUGGCUACUGGAUCACCUCGAGGACAUUCAUGUUAAAAAUACUACCCCCCAACAAGGAGCUCAGGUUGUUGAGGCCUUAAUGCGGAUAUUAUAUAACGACAACGACGUGUCUCGCGUUUUUGAAGAGAUUCAAAGUCGGAGAAGUGAUUUGCACGACGUUGACUUUGGCAUCUAUGCCAUAUCUAAUUUACCUUACGAAGAACGAGGUUUCCGCCACCUGAAUUUACUAUUGGCGUGGGCUAGGAAGAUGAGCUUCCAUAACGAAGAGAAGAUGUCGACUAGAGCACAAGAAGGAAUUGAGAAAUUGCUCAAAGAUACGCGAUCUGUGCUAGAACACCUGGCUCGUGGUCAUCUUGUCAGGUGGACGGAAAGAAUGACAUACGGAGAGGCCAAGAUUUCCUACAACUUUAUCUGCCGGGCUUUGUGGUUGACUGGAAAAUUAGAUCCCGACUACCCCGAUCCGCGCGCUUAUUUCCCUGCGGUGACUGCCACCAGAGCUAAAGCACUUAUUGAGUAUGGGAAGAAUGAAGUCUAUAAAAAUCCAGUGGAGAUCGCUCGAUGUCGAAUUGCGACAGCUUUAGUUCUUCAAACUGAACUCACUGACGAAAUUAGAGAACUCUAUGUCGAAUUGUAUCAAACUAAUUUGACGGAAAGAACAACUCUAGGUCCUGAGAAAUUCUAUUCUUACUUGGGAAUGGCAGAGUACCACCGAGCAUCAUUUCUAACUUCAACCACAGACGAAGGCGAAGAAGAACUGAACGCAAAAUGGAGGAAUGUUGUGAGCUUUGCCGACAAGGCCCUUAUUGAACGGAACGAAGAGAAGGGAGCUCUUGGAUCAGAGCUUCGGAAUGAACGAUGUAUCAAGGCCUUCCUUCUCAAAUCCGAAGCGUUGACGGAGCUGGGUUCAGAUGCUGAGGCUAUCGCAACCUGCGAAGAGGCCUUGAGCGAGGAGUUAGAGUAUACUGAUGAAAUAUUGGAAUUCUUGAAAACCAUUGUCAACAUUCAUACCAAGAAAGAGGAGUGGACAAAAGUGAUUCAAGCAGUGCGUCGCCAACGGCCCAGAAUCAGAUCCGAAUGGCUCUGGCAUCGAUCGGCUAAUUUCACGGAUAAGAAAGACUCUUUGAGAAGAGCGGCAGUCGAAACUCGACGAGUUGAUUUUGCAAUUCAGAUUUUUGAAGAGGCCGUUGAAUACUGGCAAGCGCGGGACAUUGGUCACUCAGUAGCAACGCAGGCUGAAUUGGCAGUGGUUUACAGACGCGACGCACGUGCGACAAAAAUGGCCGAGAAUGAGAUUGAGAAGUUAAUUACACGCCUUGUGGAAAAUCGCAUGAGCUUGUGGCUUGUCGAUCGUAUCUUUCCUGAAAUGAUUGACAUUCACUACGAAAAUUUCAUAGUGACUGAAUCCAAGGAUGUCAAGCAGCAGAUCAUUACACAGGUUGAAAAGACCAUCGACCGAUAUGAAAACAUGCAAAUAGUCGAACCUCUCACUAUAGCAAAGGCCCUUCUCGUACUAGCAGAAAUGUGGACCAAUUUUGAUGGCAAGUUGAAAGCCAGGCAAUACGCCGAGCGCGCUUUCACCCUCUGCAUUGCGGACUUGGAGGACUCCAUUGGCGCCAAUGACUCGGCAGCCUUUCGACUUUUGGCCAAAAUACUCAUGUUUGCGAAUCUCGAGAUUGACGCAGGGAUUGCGUUGUCUCUACAGUUUUCUUAUGUGAAUAUGGGUUACGACGAUUCCUAUAGUAUGAGACUAGAUCCUAUUGUUACAGAGCAGACUUUAGAAUCGACCAACGAGGUACAACCUACCCAGAGUUUGCAGCAACAGGAUGUGCAACAAUCACCAACACCUCAAAGUCCGAUCGGGUUGGGGGAGUCAGAGAUAGAGUCUAAAGCAUUGGAAGAAACUGUCAACGGAUCUAUGGAACCAGUUCCUUCACUACCUCCUGGGAAGUCGGACGACAAAGACAACGCCACUUCAACUCAGAUAGUCGAAGUUGCUGAUAUAUCGACCUCCACCAGCGAACAAACAACGAAUAGCAACGCGAGUGAGGUAUUGCAGACAAAAGAAGCAUCCGAUGAACCGGCGGCAGAAACUCUACCGUCACCUGUUCCUAGUGAAGAUGGCCAUGCUGUGCCAGGAACUGCAACGGUCGAGUCCGCCCAAAUAGAUGCAUCGACCUAUACAGAUGUGAAUGGUGAAGACCAGGUAACGGUUACCGCAGAACCACUGCCGGAACCUGCAGACGCUCCUGUAGACGUAUCCGUGUAUCAAGACAUCAUGGAUACCGAGUAUGCAGUUGGCUGUGUAGGACAAUGCAUGAAUCCUCCAAUAGAAGUCAAAAGCUUCGGCCCGAAGAGCGACAAGAUGUACUAUUGCCUCGACUGCGACGAUGUGCAAUACUGUGAGCCCUGCUACCAGAUACAAAUCAAGUUUUACGACAACUUCGAGGAAGGGUUUUGGUACAAAUCCUGCUGGGCUCGACAUAGGUUCAUCCCUAUGCCUAUUGAUCAAUGGAUGGGAGUGAAAGAUGGUGUUAUUAGGAUAGGAAAGAAAGAAAAGCUUUGGAAGGACUGGCUAUUGUCUGUGAAAUCUCGAUGGAAGAGGAGGAUGAAUGAGGAGGAGGUUCCUAAUCACUCUGGUGCUGCGCUUAUGUAA
This is a messenger RNA of Talaromyces marneffei, 4920 nucleotides long. RefSeq lists its product as uncharacterized. The record is from RefSeq and is a predicted model, not a curated record. Lineage: Eukaryota; Fungi; Ascomycota; Eurotiomycetes; Eurotiales; Trichocomaceae. The transcript is spliced from 7 exons. The coding region runs from base 1 to 4920 and encodes 1639 amino acids.